AGCCAGUAUGACGACUGUUUCUCCCACCACUACUAGUGCUCAAAUGAGUAUGACAACGAGCACUGUCAUGACAUCGCCGCACACCAUCACCUCAGCCACAAUGGCUCCAAAUGUUCAGAGCCUCCGUGAUUCAGUCGCGCGUUUGGGUUUGUCGCCAGAAAUAAGAAGACUUAUGGAGUAUGCCGAGAAGAUAGAUCACCAGUAUUCUGGAGGGGGGUGGGAGUUGCAACAAAGCCAAUGUAGGGCCGAGAUUGGUGAUGGGUAUCAAUUGACCCACCAUCAACAAUCGCACAUCGUGUCCCCACAUGGAAAAACCCCUGUAGCCGAGACCUCACAAUCACAUCACACAAAUGAUAGAGUGAGGCCCACACCCGCCCCUAGAAGCCAGUCAAGCCGAAGUAGCAGGAAUGAAGACAGUGUAACUCAACAAAGAGUGCCACGAAAUGGAGAGCCAGUGAGAAAAGAGACUGAAAGAAGUGUGUGUAGUAGAGGGGGAAGAAAAAGUGAUCAUGUUAGGAAAUUGGGUAACAUUAGAGAAGAAGGGCAGAGAAAAGGGGAGAGAGAAACCAGACUGAAUAGAGGAAAAGAGUACGAGAGCAGUGAAGGUAGUAGUAAUAGCGAGAGAGUUAGUGGUGGGGAUAAAAUUAGUGUUAGUGAUAGAGUGUGUAGAGAGUGUCAAAGAGAGAAUAAGAGGGUCGACAGACCGAAGAGAGGUCAGUGGGAGAGCCGGAGAUCAAUCUUAGAUGACUCUACGAGUGAGUCAGAAUCUGAGAGUGAUCUGAGUCAAUGCCAGAGAAGUGGGGGGAAAAACAAAGAAAUUAAGUCCGGCCGAAGGUCCAAAGUGAUUAAAACACUAAAGGACUGGGACUUAAAAUUCUUUGGUGAUGACGACAGUGCCGAAGAAUUCUUGGAGCGCUUGGAAGACUGUAAGGCUUGGUCGGAAUUUUCUGAUCAAGAAAUAUUGCAAGCACUGCCAAUCAUGUUGCAGAAAAGUGACAGUAGUUGGUUGAGAUGUCUCCGCCAAGAGAUAAGGUCGUGGAAAUCAUUCAAGAGGGCGUUCAAAAAUGAAUAUCUGGUGACAGUAGACGACGACGACGUGAUUGAUGAGCUGAGGGCCAGGACACAAGGGAAAGGAGAGAAAAUAUCUCCAUACUUGACCUGCUUCAGGUUAAUCUUAGGACACAUGAAGCGCCCCCUUGACAAGAAACAACAAGCCAAAAUCGCCUACAAAGGACUUACGCCGGAAUAUAGACGACAAUUGGACCACUUAUAUUUUGAUUCUCUCAGCCAGAUGGAGAAAAUUCUACGGAACUUCGAAAAAGCCAAAGACCUAGACGAGAGGUACACCCCCCCUCCACCUAAAGAGAAGAUGCGUUUUCCUGCAGCAGCCGUGAAGGAAAGCCGAUUCAAGAAAACGGUGAGAUCAGAAGCAGCGACGUCGGAGGAGGAGUCGGAGUCGAGUGGUAGUGACCACUCAACUAAGGAGAGCAAAGAGACGAACGAGGCCAGGAUAAAAGAGAAGCCAGACAGUGUAUGUGUAGACGCUAUGACACUUAUGAAAACAGCCCAAAAAUCAGCGGAGCAGAGUCAGGUAGUCAGUUCACCCCGACCACAAAUCUGGCCAGGACCUAUGCAAAUUGCAUACCCAGCCAUGUACGCAGGAAUUGUGUCAGGAGGAGCCAAACCAGUUGGUUUGCCAAAUGUAGAACAAAAUGGUUCACAAACGGCAACAAAGCAAUUAAUGGGAGUUUGUUUUCAGUGUCAGUCUAUAGGACAUCGGGCCAGAGAUUGUCCCAGGAGGAUCUGUUUUCAAUGUCAGCAACAGGGACAUUAUGCCAAACAAUGCCCCCUGAGGCAAGCCCAAGUGGAGUCAUGCCUAGUGUGCAAAACACCAGGAGUAAACUUCCUGAGAUGCCAGAAUUGUGUAGAAAUACGGAGAAUCUUGGAGAGCGGGGCCUGGAGGACAUAGAGA
This is a messenger RNA of Leptopilina heterotoma, 1972 nucleotides long. RefSeq lists its product as uncharacterized. Lineage: Eukaryota; Metazoa; Arthropoda; Insecta; Hymenoptera; Figitidae. The record is from RefSeq and is a predicted model, not a curated record. Gene Ontology annotation, molecular function: nucleic acid binding; zinc ion binding.